Hyaloperonospora brassicae is the source of this 1344-nucleotide messenger RNA. The record is from the annotation of a GenBank genome assembly. NCBI's taxonomy places the organism in Eukaryota, Oomycota, Peronosporomycetes, Peronosporales, Peronosporaceae.
AUGUCGUCGUCCAUCUCGCAGUUCUACAUCCUCUCGACACGCGGCGAUACCAUCAUUUAUUCCGACUUUCGAGGCGACGUGUCGAGUACGUCGGCCGAAGUGUUUUUCCGGAAGGUCAAGUUCUGGGAAAAGGGCGACGCGCCCCCGACGUUCCACGUCGACGGUGUGAAUUACCUCUACGUGAAGAAGAACGGCCUGUACUUUGUUGCGACGACGCGGUACAAUGUGAGUCCGAGUUACGUGCUGGAGCUCCUCACGCGCCUCUGCCGCGUGUUUAAAGACUAUUGCGGCGUCUUGAGCGAAGAGACACUCCGGAAGAACUUUAUCCUGUGCUACGAGCUCCUGGACGAGACGCUUGACUAUGGGUUUGCCCAGGACACGAGCACAGAGGGCCUCAAGGUGCACGUGCACAAUGAAGCGAUCCUCGUGGGCGACGCGAUGCUGUCGAAACCCAAAGCGAGCUCCAAGUUUAUGAACCGCAGCUCGAACAUUAAAGCCGCGAGUGCCGUGAAAAAACCCGUGGCAACAGCAGGACAGAGCUCGAAGAAACAGGACGAGAACGAACUGUUUUGUGACAUUCUCGAGCGCCUGAACGUCGUGUUCUCCUCGGGUGGCCAGAUGCUCAAUGCGUCGAUUGAAGGACGGAUCCAGCUCAAGAGCUACUUGUCGGGCAACCCGGAGCUGCGACUCGCGCUGAACGAAGACUUGGUCAUUGGAAGCACGGGCGCACGCCAAUAUGGACAGGUCGUGCUGGACGACUGUAAUUUCCACGACUGCGUGCAGCUCGAUGAGUUUGAGCGCGACCGUGUGCUGAUUUUCCAGCCACCAGACGGAGAGUUCACUGUCAUUAACUACCGCAUUACGGGCGACUUUCGCGCUCCUUUCCGGAUCUUUCCGUUCGUCGAGGAGCUGUCGCCAACAAAGAUUGAAAUGGUGCUCAAGAUACGCGCCGACAUGCCGGAGAACAACUACGGUGCGAAUGUGAUUAUCCGCUUCCCCGUGCCGCAGUCCACGGUAGCCGUAUCGUGCGACAUUGGCAAGAGUUCAGCUGGUCAGUUGGCAGAAUACCGCGAAAACGAGAACCAAGUGCGCUGGGCGAUCAAGCGCUUCACUGGCGGCUCGGAACUCACGAUGCGUGCGAAGCUCACGCUGGGUCAGCCGAGCCCGCAUGUGCGGCGUGAAAUUGGCCCCGUUAGCAUGAACUUUGAGAUUCCCAUGUACAAUACAUCAAGUCUGCAGGUGCGGUACCUGCGCAUCCCGGAGCACGCGCGUCACCCGAACUACACGUACAAGCGAUGGGUGCGCUACGUAACACAAUCCAGCUCGUACGUGUGCAGGAUCUAG